This is a messenger RNA of Hyaena hyaena (striped hyena), 5877 nucleotides long. RefSeq names its product zinc finger protein 14-like. Gene Ontology annotation, molecular function: RNA polymerase II transcription regulatory region sequence-specific DNA binding; DNA-binding transcription factor activity, RNA polymerase II-specific. Lineage: Eukaryota; Metazoa; Chordata; Mammalia; Carnivora; Hyaenidae. Bases 799 to 3342 code for a protein of 847 amino acids. Gene Ontology annotation, cellular component: nucleus. Gene Ontology annotation, biological process: regulation of transcription by RNA polymerase II. The record is from RefSeq and is a predicted model, not a curated record. The transcript has 7 exons.
AAGUCGGACACUUAACCGACUAAGCCACCCAGGCGCCCCUCCUAUUUCUAAAGCUUUCUGAAACUGUCAUUCGUGUAUAUAAUUCUGGGCUGCAGUAAUAAAAUACCACAGACUUGGUGGCUUCAGCAACCCACAUUUGUUUUUCACAGUUCUGGAGCCUGGAACUCCCAGGACCAAGGUGUCAGCAGACUCAGUACUCACUGAUGGACCGGUUCCUGGCUUGCAGGAGCCUGCCUUCUCAAUGUGUCCCAACAUGGUAGAGACAGAGAGAGAGCUGUGGUCUGUUCCUCUUAGAAUGAUUCCAGUCCUUUCACGGGGGACCUCUUCUCAUGACCUCAUCUAAACCUAAUUACCUCCCAAAUGCCCCCCCUCUGCAUACCAUCAUAUAGGGAAUUAGGGCUUUGACAUAUGGAUUUGGGUGGGGGUGGAGGGGACACAGGCAUUCAGUCCAUAACAGUGACUGUACUGAGAUCAGCAGAGUCUUUGUGAGGAUUAACUCAGUGAAUGUUUUUAAGUUUCCAAGCAGAGUCCUGUUUAUUAAACUUUGAUUUUGUCUUCUUAUUUUCUGGACGCUAGGUGUAAGGAGGUGAGUUACAUCUACUACUUUUGGUGAUGUAAUGUCAUUUUUUCAUGGAGUACAUUUAGGUACCAACAAAAUUUUGCUUUUCCUGCAUAUGGUUGGCACUCUCUGAGUGGAAAUCCAGAGGAAGAGACGCGGUGGCCGAACCCUUGAUGAUGCAACUGCAGAAAACAGGAUUAACAUAUGGAGGAUUGAUGCAGUGAUCAUUGGUGUUAAGAAUGGAGAGCUCACUGCAGGAGAGAUUACUGUGGGGCUAUCCUUCCAACUUGCCAUCUCAGCCCCUAACCGGACCGCAGGACCUGUCUGCUCUGAUAUCUUAUAAAGAACACGAAUCUGUGACCUACAAAGAUAUAGCUGUAGACUUUACCCAGGAAGAAUGGGCCCUGAUGGACAUAUCUCAGAGAACGCUGUACAGAGAUGUGAUGCUGGAGAACAUUAGUCAUCUGGUCUCUGUGGGGUGUCAUUUCUUCAGAUCAGAUGUGAUCUCCCAGUCAGAACACAGAGGGGAGCUGUGGAGGGAAGAAAGAGGACCUCCCCAAGGCUGGAGUCCAGGUACGAAAAAUAGCCAUAAUAAGCAAGAAAUAAUACCUAUGCAAGAUAUCUGCACGAAGGACCCACCUAACUGCUGGACAGUACAGAGAUAUCACCCAAGAGAAGACCUCUCUGUAUAUAGUGGGUAUGAUGAAGUUUUCACUCGCGUCUACACAAUGACUCAGUAUGUCUUAAGUCACACUGGACAGAAACUGUAUAAAUGCAAUGAAUGUGGAAAACACUUCACCCGAAAUGCCAACCUUCAUACCCAUAAAAUAAGUCACACAGGAGAGAAUCCAUUUGCUUGUAAUCAGUUUGGGAGGCUCUUCAGGUAUUUUUCUUCUUUAACUAGACAUAACCGAAUUCAUACUGGAGAGAAGCCUUAUGAAUGUCAUCUAUGUGGGAAAGCAUUUGUUCGUAGUUCCCUGAAACAACAUCAGAGAACUCACACUGGAGAGAAACCAUAUUCCUGUCAACUAUGUGGAAAAGGCUUCGUGACAAAGUCUAAUCUUCGAGAACAUGAGAGAACUCACAGUGGAGAAAAACCAUAUAAAUGUCAUCUAUGUGGAAAAGCCUUUGUUCAAAGUUCUUGUCUUAGAAAACAUGAGAGAAUUCACACUGGAGAGAAGCCAUAUAUAUGUCAAAUAUGUGGAAAAGCCUUUGUUCAAAGCUCUUGUCUUAGAAAACAUGAGAAAAUUCACACUGGUGAGAAACCAUAUAAAUGUCAUCUGUGUGGAAAAGCUUUUGUUACAAACUCUGAUCUUAGAAAACAUGAGAUAACUCACACCGGAGGGGAAUCAUAUAUGGGUCAUCUGUACGGAAAAGCCUUUGUUCAAUGCGCUUCUCUUAGAACACAGGAGAAAACUCACACUGGCGAGAAACCAUAUACAUGUCAUCAGUGUGGAACAAUCUUUGUUACAAGCUCUGAUCUUAGAAAACAUGAGAAAACUCACACUGAUGGGGAAUCCUAUACAUGUUGUCUAUGUGGCAAAGCCUUUGUUCAAUGCUCUUGUCUUAGAAAACAUGAGAACACUCAUACUGCCGAGAAACCAUAUGCAUGUCAUCAGUGUGGAAAAGCCUUUGUUACAAGCUCUAAUCUUCGAAAACAUGAGAAAACUCACACUGGAGAAAAACCAUAUACAUGUCAUCUAUGUGGAAAAGCCUUUACUCAAAGCUCUAAUCUUCGAGAACAUGAGAGAACUCACACUGGUGAGAAACCAUAUAUAUGCCAUCUAUGUGGAAAAGCCUUUGUUCAAAGCUCUUGUCUUAGAAAACACGAGAAAACUCACACUGGCGAGAAACCAUAUACAUGUCACUUAUGUGGAAAAGGCUUCGUUACAAGGUCUAAUCUUCGACAACAUGAGAAAAUUCACACGGGAGAGAAACCAUAUAAGUGUCAUCUAUGUGGAAAAGCCUUCCUUCAAAGCUGUAAUCUUCGAGAACAUGAGAGAACUCACAGUGGAGAGAAACCAUAUACAUGUCAUCUCUGUGGAAAAGACUUUGUUCAAAGCUCUUAUCUUCGAGAACAUGAGAGAACUCACACUGGUGAGGAACCUUAUACUUGUCAUCUAUGUGGAAAAGCCUUUGUUACAAGCUCUAAUCUUAGAAAACACGAGAAAACUCACACUGGUGAGAAACCAUAUACAUGUGAUCUGUGUGGAAAAGGCUUCGUUAUAAGGUCCAGUCUUCGAGAACACGAAAGAAUUCACACUGGAGAGAAACCAUAUACAUGUCAUCUAUGUGGAAAAGCCUUUCUUCAAAACUCUUAUCUUCGAGAACAUGAGAGAACUCAUACUGGUGAGAAACCAUAUAAAUGUCAUCUAUGUGGAAAAGCCUUUGUUCGAAGGUCUUGUCUUAGAAGACACGAGAAAACUCACACUGGAGAGAAACCAUAUACGUGUCAUCAGUGCGGAAAAGCCUUUGUUACAAGCUCUCAUCUUAGAAAACACGAGAAAACUCACACUGGAGAGAAACCAUAUACAUGUCAUCUAUGUGGAAAAGCCUUUGUUAUAAGAUCUGAUCUUAGAGACCAUGAGGGAACUCACACUGGAGAGGAACAAUAUAUAUGUCAUCUGUGUGGAAAAACCUUUGUUACAAGCUCUGAUCUUAGAGACCACGAGGGAACUCACACUGAAGAGAAACCAUAUACAUGUCUUCCAUGUGGAAAAGCCUUUGUUACAAACUCUGAUCUCAGAGACCAUGAGGAAACUCACCCUAAUUCUAGUGAAUGAACAUCAAAGUGCCUUCAGCCACAGCGCUAAUGCGAAACCAGCCAGAGGACUCAGGUGGGGGAAGUUCCAUGGCCAUAUUCAUUAUGGAAAUGCCUUCAUUUUUAACUUCUCAACAUGAGUGAACUGCAUUUGGAGGAACCCUAUAUUUGUAAUCAAAGAGGAAGAGACAUUAACUGGCCUCUGGUCUUAGGGUGCACAAGAAGAUCAAGUCUGAAUAAUAAUCUAAUGUUCUUAACUGGGAAAUUACACAGGAAAAUCUUUAUAUAAGGAGGUCACUCUAGGAGAAUAAUAGAAAAGUUAAUGCUGGAGAACUUAUUCAUUGUUAUAUGCAUGGAAAAAAAAUGUUGACUAGUAGAAAAACUAUUGUAGACAUGUGAAGUUUCACACUCUAUGUAAUAGUGAAUGAAUGGAAGUCUUCAGAGAUUUAUAAUUCCUUAGUUAACCUGUAGUUUCUCACACUGUAUAUAUACCAUUGCUAAAAUAAGAUGAAAGGUUAGACUUUGAAUUAGAAAUCCCUGAUUAGGAAAAACAUUUAUCAAGAGUGUCUUAACACACAGUUUAGACAUUAAUUUAUAAUUUUGCCUAAUGGCCUAUUAUAAAAAUAUAAGAUAGAUAUGUGGGAUUGUGACAUCAUCUGGAAUUCUAAAUUCAGAAUUUUGUAACAGUGAUUUUUAUUCUUUCAAUUGGAGUAGUUCUUAGAAUUACAUAUGAAGCAAAGUUGUUGCUGAAAAAUCCAGUAUGUUGGUCAGGACCUAUUUUUCAUUCAGCAGUAGUAAUUAUGAUGAUUGGAUUCAACUAGAAAGUAUCUUUGAAUAUUAACAUGAAAAACAAUACAAGAUGAUGCAUCAUUUCUACAUAUUGUUAACCAUGUGUGUAGGUCGUAAUGAUGAAUUAAAGAUUGUUACAUAGAGAGUUUGUGAGUAAAUUCUAUAUAAAUUUUCACUUUAAAAUGCCAAUAUUGAGACAAUGAGGGUAUUACAUAACAAGGGGGUCCAUUCAACAGGAGGACAUAAGAUCUGUAAGUCUUCACUCAGCAUAGGAGCACCUAGGUGUAUAAAACAAAUAUGAACAGAUGUAAAGGGAGAGGCAGGUAUGCAAUAGAAGGGGGACGUUAAUACACACUUUGAUCAACGAAUGAAUCAUUCAGACAAAAUCAGAAAACUCAACCGUCAGUGACACAUUAGAUGAGAUGGCCUUCACAGAGGCACACCACACACUCCAUCCAAAAGCAGCAGAAUAACACUCUUCGCGAGUGCACAUGAGGCAUUGUCCAGAAUUGGUCAUAGCAUGGUUAGUACCAAUGGGUAAUUUUUUUCUCGUUUAUCCAACCCAUGUAAUUGUCCCUCUGCCUAUUUAAAAAAAAAACCCUGCUUUCACCCCACAGAUGGGACACUUUGCCGGUUACUGCUGGAAUCAGUGCUCCGCAAACUGCAAUUCUAUAAUCCCAAAUAAACACUCCUCUCCCUCUCCUUGUAGCUAUUGUUUUCAGGUUGGCAGAGGGGACAAGAAGUGUUUCUUUUCCUUUCUUGGCCAGGCACUGCAGAGCGAGAUCUAAGAGAGCUGACUUUGGAAGGAAGUCUUACCUUUUCUGUUUCUCCCAGUUUUUAGGAUCCCAUCCCCAGCUCCAGAAUGAGUGUGCUCACUCUGCCACUGCCUCAGAAGGUGCCAUCAUCGACCACCAAACUACUGAAGAAAAAUAAUUGUUAAAAUAAAUAUUUUAGUAUUUGUUUAUUUUUGAGAGAGGGAGGUAAUCCGGGCCGGCCUUGGGCUGUCCUCACAAAGCCCCUUGAACUUGAACCCGUUAACCAUGAGAUCAGGACCUGAGGCAAAUUCAGAUGCUCAAGACUGAGCUAUCCAGGUGCCCCGAAGAAAAAAUAAUUUUCCUCUAACCCUUCUAGGUUCUUGGCUGUGACACCCCACCUGAGCUGGGUUGCCAGGCAACACUAAAUGGGGAGCUCUCGGUCUCUGUCCCAUGGUGCGCAAAGCUGCCCUUUCCCAGGCAAGAGGGGCACGUGCGCAUUCCGCUGGCGGCCAGCGGGCUCUGGACAGUGACCACACUGGACAUGCUCACUGAAGGUUGAGGGCUGUGCCCAGCAUCCUGGAGGCUCCUCAGUCAGGGGGCGCAGACUUGCUCCUGGGCGUCUCCGUAUGGAUCACUCCACCCUCACCGGUGCCUCUUUAGGAACACUCCUUUCUCCACACCCACGGCUCAAAGCGGGAAGUGGGUGGGGGACCUGGGGGCCGGGGACGUGGGCAUGCAAAGGACAGCCGCCGCGGGAGUCUGCGAGGUCAAAGUGGAAUUUUGGGGGCAUUCCCGGUGGGGCAGGUCCAGAUGCAACCCAGCCUCCCACAGAGACAACUUUCCCUGAGAGAUGGAUGCGUUCCUUGCUAGUAAACUCUCCUUUUAAUCUCCUCUCUUUGGCUUUAAAAACCUUUUCCUGUUUCGCCCAGAGAAGCCCCCUCUCCUUGCUGGAUGCGAUGACCCCCCCCCCCAACACACACAAACCGUUUAAUAAAGUCAAUUAGAUCUUUAAA